Oncorhynchus kisutch (coho salmon) is the source of this 1760-nucleotide messenger RNA. RefSeq lists its product as uncharacterized. The transcript is spliced from 2 exons. Bases 221 to 985 code for a protein of 254 amino acids. Lineage: Eukaryota; Metazoa; Chordata; Actinopteri; Salmoniformes; Salmonidae. The record is from RefSeq and is a predicted model, not a curated record.
GACGGGUUUCCACUGACUAUAUGGUGGUUGGUGUUAUUAGCAACCUACUUGUUUGAAAAAGUAAAAAUGGUUUGGAUAUUGGUUUUACUACUCUACUUUAAUACCUGAAUAUCACUUCCCCAUUCUCCCUGUAUCUGUCUCUCUCUCUUUAGUCUUUUCGCUCAGUUUGACUCUCUCUGUCUCUCCAAUCCCCCUUCUGUCUCUAUCCGUACAGUUCAAGAUGGUGCGGUCUGUGGAAGAACGUAGGCAGCUAAGCACCAUACAAGACCUUAAGGACAAUGGCUUCGGCCAGCCUCCCCCACGACAUGGACUCAGGCUCCUCUACUGGUUCGCCACUGAUUGCGUGGAGUUCAAUCAACACGGCAACAUGCUGUUACGGUGCAAUCUUAAGGAAGAGCACUUCGGCUUCCACUACUUUGGCAACUAUGAGAAAAUUCUCCCGGACCUCACGGGCCGCACGGAACGCUACUUCGAGGUGGGCAACCUGAACACAGCGAACUAUCCCAAAGCCGAGGACCUACCGAAGUACGUGAGAGAGUACUCCCAGGGCGACCAGAGCCAAUGCAACAAGGACCGCAUCAUCAUAAGGCUGAAGCAGGGGGACGUGAUGGCCACCUAUGUCACCGAGCACAAGCAGGGCGGCCGCCGGGGGGAGUUUGACGCCAAACGCACCCACCUUGUAAAUCCGGAUUUGAUACGGAUGAUUCGGGAUGCUGAGCUUGAGACAUUCCUGGACCAGACGAAAAAAAUGGAUGUCAUCUCGUUGAAGUUUGACUCCGAACACUCAAAACGAUCUCGUCCAGACCAGACAACUUGGGACAAUUCGGUCCGGACCCUUUUGGAUCCGGAGCAGGACGCGACCAUGUCCCCGCCGGGACUAUCGCUGAGAAAACGGUGUUCCAGAUCCUGCAAAGUCUUUAGCGUCAUCCUAGUGGUUUCCCUGGUCAUCACUUUGACCGUUUUGGCAAUUUUAGGGAAGUUGUAGAAAUAGUAGUCAUUGUAGCCCUUGUGCUGCUGUGUGUCCAUCAGGGUCAGGAAGUAAACAGAAAUUCAAAUGGACAUUUUUCUUAGCGGAAAAGCUUUGAGAAAUGAAAUUGACCCCAACCCUGAGGUCCAUCGAUCAUUUCUCAGGGGUAAAUGAAAUUGACCCCAACCCUGAGGUCCAUCGAUCAUUUCUCAGGGGUAAAUGAAAUUGACCCCAACCCUGAGGUCCAUCGAUCAUUUCUCAGGGGUAAAUGAAAUUGACCCCAACCCUGAGGUCCAUCGAUCAUUUCUCAGGGGUAAAUGAAAUAUUAUUAUGUUUCAUGAUUAUUUUAACUCAAUUCUUAUAGCACAUUACUCUUGUAUUUGUCUUUCUGCACUCGCACUUGUUUUUCUCACUGGCACGGAUUUUCCUUGCAAUGACUGUGAUAUGUGGUUGUCUUUACCUUCCUUAGUUGAAUGUGUAGCAAUAUUGACGUUACUCAUAUUGAUGUUACACAGGAAACGGAAACCAGUUGUUGCUUACUUUAUUAAUGUGCUGGUUGACAACAUGCCUAAAAGUAAAGUUUGCUUAACUAUAUAUCUUUGUCUGUCGUGACUACAACACAAAGCAUAUUGAAACAGAAUUCAUUGACUGUAAGUCACUUUGGAUAGGAGUGUCGGCUAAAUGACUAAAAUGUGAAAUGUAAUGUUACCUUUUUUAUAUUUUUUUAUCAAUAAGAUAUUAUCAGAUUUUUUAUGUGACGAUUUAGAAUAAAAUGCAAAGAAGACAAGUUUAA